AUGGAGGUGGAGCAGAGGUCUCCCACAACCUCCAUGGAUGUUAACAAAACAAAGGAGUUUGUGACUGUCUCAGGUGGGAGAGUCAGCACGCCAUCACGAGCUCAUCACUUCCCUCCCGCAAUAUCCUCAACCAUAAGGGAAAAUCUGUCAACUUUUAAAUGUCCCGCCCCAUCCGCACCCGAGCUUCUCCUGUCCCUCGUCUCUCUCCACCGGCAGAAAGAACGGGAGCAGAAAGUGGACGCCUCAGAGAGACGCAGACCUCACCGCUGCCCGCUGUGUGACAAAGCGUUCACGUCAACGCACCAGCUGAAGGAUCAUCAGAGUGUCCACACCGGAGAGAGACCAUACCACUGUGACCUGUGCGGGAAAACCUUCACUCAGUUAAGCAGCGUAAGAACGCACCAGCGCGUCCACACCGGAGAGAAACCGUACCAGUGUGACCAGUGUGAGAAAGCUUUCACUCAGCCGAGCACGUUGAAACUCCACCGGCGCCGUCACUCUGGAGAGAAACCCUACAGCUGUGAACACUGCGGGAAGAGCUUCACUGAUUCAUUUUCAUGCCGACAACACGAACACGUCCACACGGGUGACAAACCUUUCCAGUGUCAGCUCUGCGCCAAAACCUUCCUCACACAGUCGAAUCUGACGAGACAUCGGCGCCUCCACACGGGAGAGAAACUGUACGGCUGUCAGCUGUGCGGACGCAGUUUCAAUCAUCACUCCUCGUACACCGUCCACCAGCGGAUCCACAGCGGAGAGAGACCCUACCGGUGUCGGUUCUGCGAUAAAACCUUCACGUCAUCCACCAACCACGCUGAGCACGAGCGCGUCCACACGGGGGAGAGACCGUUCAGCUGUGAGCAGUGUGGGAAGACUUUCAGCCACGUCACCACUCGCCUGCUGCACAAGCGCGUCCACACCGGUGAGAAACCGCACCGGUGUCAGCACUGCGGCAAAAGCUUCCUCACGUCGUCGAACCUGGCGAGACACGUGCGGACUCACACCGGGGAGAAGCCGUACUGGUGCGACCAGUGUAAGAAACACUUCACCUUCUCCAGUCAGCUGAAGAGACACCGCUGCGUCUGACGUCUGGGCACAGUGCUGACGUCUGCUGGACUCGAAGGAGGGUCAUGUUUCGCCAACGCAGUUUACAAUUUAAAAUAAAAAAUGUAAAUAUGUUAUGUUCAAAACAUUGAAGGAAAAUGCUAAACAUGAGUUGUUUCCUGCGUCUCCUGGGUGAGGAUUUCCUGUUUUACGCUGACGUAAAUCUAAAACGGUCAUCUACAUCAACUUGAACAGUCGGACACUGAUGGACAUUUUCACUGUGACAGUUUGAACGGUUUAGGGCUACAAAUUAUUUAUUUAUUUACUGAGUUAAUUGUUUGGUCUAAAAAAAAUCCAUCGUGGUUUGUCAGAGACGAUGAAGACGACAUCUUUUUUUUUUCCCCGACCAACAGCCCAAACUCAGAGAGAUUUGUUUAUUUUUGUUGGAGAUGAAGAAAACCAACAUUUAGAGGUGAAGCUGCAGCCAGUGACUUUCAUCACUGAGAGGGAAUGUAAAUAGGUUUUAUUUAAUAUGGAAACAUUUAUAGAUUAUUUCAGUAUGGAAAGCUCAUGAUAAAAAUCUAUUUAUUAAUUUAUUUAUGUCUGUCUGAAGUACUCCCUCCAUGUAAAUAAACGUAUGUACUUUUCGCUACAUAAAGUUCUGAAACCCAAAUAAACAGGUUGAAAAUAAUAAAA
Micropterus salmoides (largemouth bass) is the source of this 1740-nucleotide messenger RNA. RefSeq names its product zinc finger protein 239-like. Gene Ontology annotation, biological process: regulation of transcription by RNA polymerase II. NCBI's taxonomy places the organism in Eukaryota, Metazoa, Chordata, Actinopteri, Centrarchiformes, Centrarchidae. Gene Ontology annotation, molecular function: RNA polymerase II cis-regulatory region sequence-specific DNA binding; DNA-binding transcription activator activity, RNA polymerase II-specific. The record is from RefSeq and is a predicted model, not a curated record. The transcript is spliced from 4 exons. Bases 1 to 1086 code for a protein of 361 amino acids. Gene Ontology annotation, cellular component: nucleus.